Molecule: messenger RNA, 9131 nt
Organism: Malaclemys terrapin pileata
Lineage: Eukaryota; Metazoa; Chordata; Testudines; Emydidae
Gene: PPP1R16B
Product: protein phosphatase 1 regulatory subunit 16B
Exons: 11
Coding region: 306-2021 (571 amino acids)
Biological process (GO): establishment of endothelial barrier; regulation of sprouting angiogenesis
Cellular component (GO): cytoplasm
Molecular function (GO): protein phosphatase regulator activity; protein binding; enzyme inhibitor activity
Source: RefSeq, a predicted model, not a curated record
CCUGCCGCCUGCGGAGGGAAGGGGCCGCUCCGGAGCCUGUCUGCAGCCCUGCGUCUGGUGGGGGACCCUCCCCGGGCGCUCCUCGCCUCUCGCCGGCCUGGGCGGCUGCUGCCGCAGCCCGGUCGGGGCUGGCUCCUGCGGCGGGGUUCCACCAUGUGCUCCGUGGAGAUUAGGAUGCACCGAUCACAGCUCAGCCCCAGGAUGCUAGUAUAGUGCUGGGCUGCUGAUGCGCAGAGCACCUACUGUGGGAUAUCGCUCCAGCAGGGCCAUCCUUGGCCUGCCCUCCAUCUCUCCCAGCAGAGCCAAUGGACGCCCACGUGGAUCUCCUGACAGAACUCCAGCUGUUGGAUAAGGUGCCCACGUUGGAGCGGCUGCGGACAGCUCAGAAGCGCAGGGCUCAGCAGCUGAAGAAGUGGGCGCAGUACGAGAAGGAGAUGCAGCACAAGAAGCGGAAGCAUGAGAAGAGGAGGAGCGCUGUCAGCCGCAAGAAGGUGUCUUUUGAGGCCAGCGUUGCUUUGCUGGAGGCAUCGCUGAGGAAUGAUGUGGAGGAAGUGUGUUUCUUACUGAAGAACAAUAUCAGCCCGGACCUGUGCAAUGAAGAUGGACUCACUGCACUGCAUCAGUGCUGCAUAGACAACUUCGAAGAGAUAGUCAAGCUUCUCCUCAACCACGGGGCUAAUGUCAAUGCAAAGGACAAUGAGCUGUGGACUCCACUGCAUGCAGCAGCUACCUGUGGUCACAUCAACCUGGUGAAGAUUCUAAUUCAGCAUGGGGCAGACCUGCUGGCAGUAAAUGCAGAUGGAAACAUGCCAUAUGAUCUCUGUGAAGAUGAGCAGACCCUCGAUGUCAUUGAGACCUGCAUGGCAUACCAGGGCAUCACACAGGAAAAAAUCAAUGAGAUGCGGGCUGCUCCGGAGCAGGCCAUGAUCUCUGACAUCCGAGGUCUAAUUGCAGCAGGACAAGACCUGAACCGGACAGAUAUUCAAGGUGCUACAUUGCUGCACAUAGCUGGGGCUAAUGGCUACCUGCAUGCAGCUGAGAUGCUUCUAGACCAUGGAGCACGGCUAGACAUCCAGGACUGGGAUGGCUGGGAACCUCUCCAUGCUGCUGCCUUCUGGGGACAGAUGCAGAUGGCAGAGUUGCUGGUGUCCCAUGGGGCCAGCCUGAGUGCCAGGACGGCCUUUGAUGAGAUGCCAAUAGACUUGUGUGAAGAAGAGGAGUUCAAAGUGUUACUGCUGGAGCUGAAACAUAAGCAUGAUGUGAUCAUGAAAUCCCAGAUGAGGCACAAGUCCUCCCUCAGCAGGAGGACCUCCAGCACGGGAAGCCGAGGGAAGGUGGUGAGGAGGGCGAGUCUUUCGGACCGAACCAACCUUUACAGGAAGGAGUAUGAGAAGGAGGCCAUUGUCUGGCAGCAAAUGGGAGCAACGGAAGAACAGAGAAACUCAGGCUAUGCUGGAGAAAUCAUGGAGGCUCGAUCUGACCAAGAGAACACAGAUCCAAAUUCAGUGCUGGAGAAGUCUAUGCUCCUUCCUGAGUUAGCUACCAAAAGCACACAGAGUGACCCUGAAUCCUCCCUCCAGAAUGGACUCAGGGCAUCGGCCAGCACUUACCAGUACUCGGUUUCCAACGGGGACGUCUGGAAAAUGCACACAGCUCCAGACUGUAAUGCAAGUCAAGCCCUGCCCUAUAGCAGCCCCGGUGUCCCCGACUCUCAGCAAAUCUGGGGUGGCUACAAGGAUCGCAGCCAUCAAACACUUUCUGAACUGAAGCGGCAGCGGGCUGCAGCUAAGCUGCUUAACCACCCCUUCCUCAGCACCCACUUUGGCACCAGUGUGAGUGGGGUAGUUGAGAAUGGGGGCGAGGCCAAGGAGCACCUGAUUGAUUCCAGGACUUCUCCCUACAGUUCCAAUGGGACAUCGGUUUAUUACACAGCAUCCAGUGGCGAUCCCCCUCUCUUGAAAUUCAAAGCUCCCAUGGAUGAAAUGGAGGAGAAAGUGCAUGGGUGCUGCAGGAUUUCCUAGUGUCCUCCAUGUCUCACCUCAGAGGAGACUAAAAGUGGAUGGCCAGGUUAGCUUUAUUACGGAGGAUGGGCUGUUUCCAUCCCCACAUGGGGAGAACUCAGUUUAGUUACAUAGGACUUGAUGGGGCCAGCCUCAUUCAUCUUGAAUAGUACCUUACCAGUACCCCUAGUAACCCCACUGCAAUCAAAUGAGUAAGGCGGCAGAGUGAGGCCCAUAGUGGAGAAAUGAAGUACACAUCUUUGCGUGCAGUAAAAAGAAGCUACCCCACUCUUCCUCAUGGCAGUGUUAUGAAAGGGACAGUGGGGGGCUCUCCACUCUAAAUCAUGAAGGGUCCUUGAAAGACAAAACCAUCUGAAUUAGAGUCCUCCCUUUCUGAGCCUCCUGCUGGGAGCCACCCAGCUUCUGGAAUGUGACAUGCUGGGCCCGCCUCUCACUCAUGGAUGUGAUAGGUGUAUCCCCCGAGAAUGAGUGGCCAGCCCCCUGCAUUUGUGCAAACAGCCCAGGGGUUGCAAGUGCAGACUUUGAGUCUUUGGUGUGUUUCAUUUGCUUACACAGAAGUGAAGCUGGGCAUAUCCCCAGUGCAUGCACUUCGGGAAGUUGUGUGAUGCCUGCAUUGCGUGAUGCCUGACAGCCCACUAUCAAAAGCUGCAAACCAGUUUGUGGCCUACUCUAAUUGAAAGCAGAGGCUGUGCAGUGCCUUCAGGUUUGAAGCAGAACUCCUGAUGGAAAUCCGGUAGAAUAAACUCUGGCAAUCAAAUGCUGACUGAAAGGGUCAAUAAUGGGAUAGAAACAAAUUACUUGUAUUACUAAGACCCUUAGAUUAGUGAAAUCCAUUCAGUUUUAACAAUCUCACCUUCCCUGUUGGUGCUGCGUUUUACUCUCUAUGCUUCACUCAGCUUAAAAACUAGAAUGGUCUCUGUUGCUUUCUGUCUCUCCUGCACUAGCAGAGUGCUAUUGUAUUUGGGUUUCCAGAACUGCAGGGCUCUGUUUAAAUUGGGAAGGAAGGGGAAAGAAAUACCUGCUUCCAGUAAAAAUGGCAUGGAAACAUUUCCAGCCACACUAGGUUUUGACACUCUUGUGUGUGAACCUGUGUUCUUGGGGCUAAGCUGCUCGAGCAUCUAAAUAUGUAAAUGCUAAGUUGUUGCUUUUGGUUGUUGAGCAUCACAGUAGGAUGGAAACUUUUAAACAUUUUUUCCCAGCAUUCCAGUAUUUUUUCAGACCCUAUGCUGGGGUCACCAGCAGCAGUACAGUAGCUGCCAGCAAAAGGCUCAGAAAUAGUUAUCUUGUGUGAGAAAGUGGCUUCUUUCACUGAGCAAAAGCCAGCAUGCAGGGGUGAAGUUUGGAGUGGUCUAGUGAAGUGCUGUUGGAUAGGAAGCCAGCACCAGUGUUUUGGGGUAGCGUGUGUUAACUAUGUGCCAGGCUGCAUUUGUGGAAUCUGUGGCAUGGUAUAACAAGGGGUGUGCAAUUGGCAGGCCAGUUUCUGCAGUUGCCCUUCAGGGAGCAGAACCCUCACCUGAAUGGUAGCAGCAAGGAGACAGCACCUAUCCGCAGAGCAUCAGCUCUAGGGAAGUGGACAUGAAAGUUAAGAAUAAACAGGCAAAAUAUUUUAAAAAUGGUUUAAAUUGCAUCUGCAAAAUAUUUGUCUGCACAAAGGGGCCAUUGCACACAGUCUGGUCUGUGGAUUUUGUCUUGUAGGUGCAGCUUAGGCCCCAGACUUAAAAAACACAGUAUUGUUUGGGUUCCUGACGCCACCCUGAGCCAUCACUGGGUAGACGCCUGCUCACAGCACUGUGUCUGUGCUCCAGCUAAGCAUAUGCCGUAGAUCACGCAACUUCCAUGCAUCUUCCUCUCUUUCCAGCUGCUGUUUGAGAGCAAUACUGUAUUCCCUUCUGGUAAGGGACUUUAAAUGUACCUUUCUCUUCUCUGACUCAUCCCCCCCAUCCUUUCAACCAUUUAUGGCUUGGAAAACAGGAGACACCGGCCUAAAGAUGAGGCGGCCUGUUAGUGAAGCCAUCCCACAACUAGAAACAUUGUUCCAUCUCUACAAGGAAGACUAGCAGUGUGUUAGUGAGACAUGUGUGGUGUUAUAAUGAACAGGGGCUUUUUGACAGUGGUGGGACCCAGAGUUGCACUAUCCUUAUAUGGGGGAAAGGAAGCAAGAGCUGAAGGGGUACAAGCCGCAUAUCAGGUUGUCUGGAGGGCUCACGCACUCCUUGCUUUGUUUACUUGAGUUGAAUUUGAUGUAGCACUUUUUUGAAUGGAGCCUGUGUCUGCAGUGCCAUAUCCAGGGAUUUGGACCCAUCUCGCCCUCUGCUGGAGAAGGCAGGACAUUGCACAUUAUAGUAUCUGCCCCCCAGGCAGGGGAGAUGAGCCUCUGUUACAAGGAAGAUGUCAGGGUGUAUCGGCAGGUCUUAGAGCUUCCUCUCAGGCUGACGCGUAAGUCUUUUGGACUCUGACAGUCCACUUAUCCUUUCUUUCCAUUUUCUCCCUAAAUGAAGAGAAUUUUGGCAUAGGGAGGGGAUAGAAAGUCAGGUCAGAUUUCAGAAGAUCUGUUACAGCAAAGGCAUCGUUUCCUAAUGUAUUUAAUAACGUACCCUCCGCAUUAUCCCUUGCCUGACACUCCUGCCCCAUUUUCAAGGGGCCAACCUGCUAUUCCUGUUCCAUUUCCUGAUGCCCUGCCUGCCUUGGAACUCUACUGCUGCAUUGUUUGAACUUGUAUGAUAAAACAAACAAACAAACCACCCUCUAAGGUUAUUGGGCCAUCAGGGAGCUUAGCUCCUAUUCUCCCAACUUAAAGAAGUUGAGCAGAUAAUUGAAGAGUCCCGUGCAGCAGAGGUGACUGUGUUGGGGGGUGUAUGUAGGUCUGGUGGUGUCAUAUGAUUACCCAGAGUUCCAGGGAAUGGAACAUCCCAGAAAACUUGAUGCGGUCUUAGCAACUGUAGCCUCGAUAUCAUGGAAUGAAGGCGUUCCCCUUUUACCAGCUCUUGAAUGUCCUUUUCCCGUUUACCUGGGAGAAAGACGUUACUCCCCUCACCCCCACUGGAAUGAGAAUUGCUGGAGCAGAAUUAGCCUGGUGUUGCUGCACAUCAUUUGCAGCCAGUGCUAAACUUUGAACAGUUGUUAGCUGUAUUCCCAGUGAUAGAUGAUAUCAGGUCAUGGCCUGUUCCUUCUCACUCACACCAGCCGUAAAUCAGAAGUGACUCCAAUGAAGGCAGAUUACAACGGUGAAAGUGAGAGGAGUAUUGGGCUUUACAUCUCAUUCCAGCAAAUAGAAAGCAGACACUUGAAUGCAAUGGAAUUAUAUAGUUUGGGGCUUGCUUUCAUUGACAGUGGUUACUACACUAAAGCAAUGUGAACCCAGCGUAAUUUAGACAAAUAGCUCUGAUGCAUCAAUAUGACAUCUCUGAUUAACGUAAUCUCCAGGAUUUCAUUAUUCCAGCUAAUGCUGUGAUGUCUAACUAAGCAACAAUGGCUUUACUAUCCAGGGGUGUAGAAGGGAAGAGAUGCUACAUGCUCUAGGUUGCACGAAUAUUCCCCUAAUUGGACUGCUGUAACAUUGUAACCAUAAACUUGGCCUUAGAGCUGCUUAAUGUGGCUGUUAUGGCUCUGGGGCUGUAAAUAUGACCUUGGUGAUAACUUGUAAUUUAUCUCCAAUUUAUCUCAGAGCGGAGAAGAGACAGAAACUAGUGAAUGCUCCAGGAGCUGCACCAGGGCAGUGAUGAGCUUUAUCUACCAUUGGUGUGUGUAGGGAUUUGGGAAUGGAAUAGUCCCUCUAGGGUCCUUUCCAUGGCUACUUAAGGAUGUGAAUCAAUUUGACAGCUUGGGAUAAGUUUUCAAACAAGGGCAUAAGGGACUUGCUGGCUGGAAUGCCUAGAUGGCCAUGGGACACCAGCAGGGAUACAUGGGCAGGGCGUAGACAACUUAAACAUGUGUGCGAAGUGGUGAUAGUAAGCACCGAAUGGAUAAUUCUGAGCACAGAAUGGGGACUUAAUCCACCAGCAGGUAUUUAUUUGGUAGAUGCAAAUGCAGGUUUUCAUGGGUAGGAUAGGUGCACAGGCACUUCUGUAGACCUAUUGCAAGUGCCCUCCUUUAAGAAUAUAGUCCUUAUUCAUUUAUAAAAAGCACUAUAGCUAUAGCAAUUAUGCUAAAGCCUGUAAUAUCUAGCACUUGGGGGGCCAUUCCAGUAGGAUGCUUUGAUUAUUUUGUGGCUUACAAUAACAGACACUCAGCUACUUCACUGGAGAUUUUAGUGCCACUAAAAAGGUUGCUGAGAAUAGAAACCAUCUCAGGAUUUGCAUGUCUAGCACUUAGGUUAGCAGAAAAUUUUUCUUCUCUUUUAGUGCUCUGUUCUUGGCCAAACCAUUCAAGCUCUGUUUCCCCUAAAGCCUACACAGCUGUCUGGCCCUGCCUCUUUGGUACAAUCCUCUCCUUCAUGCAUGUUCCCCUGUAGGCAAGGGCAGCCUGGCUCUGUUAAAAUCUGAGUAACAGUGGGGAAGCCGGUCAGACUCUAGCUUUCUUAGACAUGAGCCCAGGGUGUAAAUUUCAGAUCCAUCUUUCCCCGAACUUUUGAGGAGGUUGAAUCCAGUCACCAUCCCUGUUAUUAGUCACCACAGCCGGAGUGCUGUGUAUGGGCACAACCUUACUGCAUGCAAGCCUUCAUGAUAGACUGGGGCCCUAGUGCUGCUAGCAAACUAAUGUGGAGUUGGAGGGAGCUUCAUCUGCCAUGCUGAAGGACCUUCUUCAGAUGCAUAAUAGUGCCUGGGAGCAGUCUUUGCCAGCUCUUGAUCCAGCCAAGCAAUACGCAUAGCAAUAGACUAUUAAUUAUUAGAGAUGGGCUUGAACUAUAAAGUUUGGUUCUCAUUUCAGACCUAGAUCCAGACUUUCCCCUUCAAGAUGUUGAACUUUCGUGUCCCAGUUGAGCUCUUAGAGCAAGGCCUCAGUUCGGACCUAGAUCUGAAUUCCUUUGAGUCCAGUAUUCUAGCUUGGGCUCUGAUGAGAUGUUACACAGGGCAGAGAAUCCCCUGUGUUAGGGAAGGAAGGGGAUGAUGGUCACAGGGAGGGUUCGGGUAUAUAGCAAUGAGACAGGGCAAUACCCAGUGGGUAUGAUGAAUUCUGUUAAUGCAAAGUGGCUUUUGGCUGAUAAGUUUGUAGGUAGAUGUGAGCAUUUAUAAUCCCCUAAAUUGCAUUGAGCCUCAUUCUUAGCACACUUCAGCUUGAUGUUGGGCAUCUGUUCCCACAGCCUUCUGUGUUGAAACACUAUCAGCCAUAUACUGAAAUAGGACUACUCCAGCACGGGAAGCACUAGAACUAUUCUUUAGCAGAUCUCAGUGGCUUAAUUGGUGUCAGCCUGCCUCGAGGUGCUCUCUCGGUCUAUAGGUAUAUCUAUGUAUUACCAUGCUGGCGACAAAACAGCUCAGAGCACGUGGCUACUACAAUGCGGUGACUCUGUAAAGCUGGCUUCAAUUGUUUUGACAAAAUGGCUUUUCAAAGAAAAUCUUUUUUUUUUUUGUUUUUUUUCAAAAUUUCACUUCCUAUGAAAUUUUUCAAUUUGAAUUGUAGAUUUUUGUUUUGCUUCUUUUGUUCCCCCAUCUCUCUUCUCUGCUUUUCCAGUGAGAGGAGAGGGAAUCUUCCCUCCCACCCAGCCCAAAAAUUGUAUUUGAAUUGAAAUAAAACAGAUUUUCAGCAGUCCUGUGAUACCUGGAAUAAAAGCAUAAUGAGUUCUAGUUUUGUUAGUUUGGGGCUACGGUCUAACCUUAGAUGUACAGCAUCGUGAGUGGUUGGUUUAGGUUAGCUGGGACGGAGCAGGAAGGAUGGAAGGUUAUACUCAGGCCUGGCAUAUACCUGAGUUUCAUCUCCGGCUCUUGUCCACUGGCCAUGACUUGAUUCCAAUAUCAAAUCUGGUGCCAGCAUUAAAAUCUUUAUUCUUUCUCUAGCUUUGAUGUCCUGGUGCAAGCAUUAUGAGCACUAAAUGUUCUUCCUAAAGUGUGAUCUUACUAGUAACUGGCUGAUUUAUAAAUUAAAACUUGUGUAAGGUGAAAACUCCAGGUUAGCUUUGGUUUUCUCGGGUCAUAUGAGUACACAAUGAAAUCCAAGUCCUUGUGUAUUUUAACAGAUGAUGUUGGCACAUCAUGUUCUCUCCACAAAAGAUAUUAUAUUGUUGUACAGUAAGUGCCCAAACACAAUGGUAGUAUUACAAGCUGUAGUCCAUUACUACAGGACACUGUAAUUUUUCUAAGGCUGUAGAAUGGGGUUUGGAGUUACUGAGCAGUUUCCAGGCCUGAUCCUGCUGUCUUCAUGCAGGUAAAGCUGCCAAUGUACAAUUGCCUACACACAAAGAGUAUGAUUGGAUUCUUCACGGGUGCAUCUGCUACUGCAAACUUACAGCUUGUAAUUCUCCUCUUUGCAGUUCUAUUGGUGGUAGCAAUGGUGGAGGGUCUAGAAAGAAGAGUCAGGCAUUUUAGUUAUCAAUCCCGUGCCUGAGCCCCGUUUAUGCUUCAGCCUAUACCUGAGCCAGUGGAGAACAAGUUUUCAAAUAGCCAAUGUGGAUGCACCCUUAGUUGAGCCUUAUCUGACUUCUCAGCAUCCAGACUGCAAUUUUGUUGGUUUUUCCAGGAGAAGGAAGCAGUAAACUAACUUCAAUGGCAUCUGUAGGCCUUGUACAGCUAGGUUCGGCUGCUGCAUAUCCAGGACAUGUCAAAAGGAUGCCCAGCCCUCUGCAAUAACUCAUGACUCCAUUGAGCUGUAGUAAAUGAUGUACAAAUAAAACUUGACAAAAUGUAUUUUAUGUGAAAAAAUAAUGUAAGAGAACUGUAUCUUGUAUUAGCAGCUUUGUGUAUAAAAAUGGCAUUUUGGCAAUCAGAGUAAUAUAUUUAAAACUUUUUAAAAAAGGAUAUUUGAUAUUGUAUGGAAUUAACUUCAUAUUGCUACUGUAAGUAUGAAAAGAUGGUUUUUUAACAUGUUGAAGCAAUGCAUUAAAUAUCGAACUGUAUGUAAAUCUCAUGCCAACAGGAUAUGUAUGACAGUAUUAGCAUCUGACUUCUCAGUGUCUUUAAUAGAAUGAUUGGAUUUUUUAAUUUAAAAAAAUAUAUUAAAUUUCUUUUGAUAAUACGA